This is a messenger RNA of [Torrubiella] hemipterigena, 330 nucleotides long. Lineage: Eukaryota; Fungi; Ascomycota; Sordariomycetes; Hypocreales; Clavicipitaceae. The record is from the annotation of a GenBank genome assembly.
AUGCUGCUCAUCUACGAUACCAACCAGAACGGCAACACAGCCCUGUUCCGCGCCGUCUACCCUUACAUCAGCUACGUGCUGAUUCAGUCUACAUACAUGAUUGGGUUUACCUUUUACGAGGAAAACGACCAGAACCGCUGGAACGACACCCCAGAGCCCUUUGAGAAGAGAAGAGCCCUCCAGUUUGCCAACUGGCAGCCUGCUGGCGCUACCAAGGCUGAUCUCUUCUCUUAUGCUGUUGACCGUGAUGGCGCUCCCUUUGGCAACAACAACUUGAUGGCUACCGACUACUCGUGGACCAGAAGACUCAUCACUGCCAUGAACCCUUAA